This is a messenger RNA of Venturia canescens, 2042 nucleotides long. It is a transcript of the gene Atg3, whose product is annotated as Autophagy-related protein 3. The transcript is spliced from 5 exons. NCBI's taxonomy places the organism in Eukaryota, Metazoa, Arthropoda, Insecta, Hymenoptera, Ichneumonidae. Gene Ontology annotation, biological process: autophagosome assembly; nucleophagy; autophagy of mitochondrion. Bases 471 to 1415 code for a protein of 314 amino acids. The record is from RefSeq and is a predicted model, not a curated record. Gene Ontology annotation, cellular component: phagophore assembly site; cytosol. Gene Ontology annotation, molecular function: Atg8-family ligase activity.
UUUCAAAUAACCUGAAAAUAUAACCUACGUCGGAAAAAAAUAACAGGAAUAUAUCAUACGUAGAAGGUCGAAUGUCUGAAAUUUCACACGAAACGUAGAAUUGAAAACAGUCUUUGGUCGCGUUGCUGUUUGUUUCUUUCCGUUGUAACCAAAAAUCUGAGCUGAAAUAAAUAUCAGCAUAUGAAUGCGUCGAUCGUGUAUACGUGUGCGUGUUCUGCACGGCAAGAUCGAUUUUGCAAAUUAUAGACACACACACAAUAUAUGUAUAUAUAUAUAUUUAUGAGCAGUGGAAUCCAAGUGUCAAAACGUGUGUGAAAAGACUGAAAAGUUUAGUCACUUUUGCGUUCGUAGUUAUGAGUUGGAAUUUUGAGUAAAACAAUUUUGACGCAACGGGAUCAAACGAGAAUACGUACGAAUUGAGGACCUUCUUUAUUUUAUCGGAAACUUUGAGUUUUCAAGAAAUUAUAAAAAUGCAGAGUGUUAUUAAUUCGGUUAAAGGAACGGCGCUUGGUGUCGCCGAAUAUUUAACCCCUGUACUCAAGGAAAGCAAAUUUCGUGAAACUGGUGUUCUGACACCUGAGGAAUUUGUUGCUGCCGGUGAUCACCUAGUCCACCAUUGUCCAACCUGGCAGUGGGCCACCGGAGAUGAGGAUAGAACCAAGUCUUACUUACCUAAAAAGAAACAAUUUUUGCUCACAAGGAACGUACCUUGUAGUCGCAGAUGCAAGCAGAUUGAAUACUGCGACGAACAAGAGCGUAUAAUCGAAGCUGAUGAUCCUGAGGGUGGUUGGGUGGAUACCCAUCACUAUGACUCAUCAGUUGGUGGAGUAGAUGAAAAAGUUUCAGAAAUGACCCUGGAUGAAGCACAAUCCUCGCCAACUUCAGCAGAUGGGGAUGACGAUGAUGAGGAUGAAGAUGAGGAAGCCGCAGAUAUGGAGGCUUUUGAGGUCAGCGGUAUGCUCGACGAACAAGAUAAAUAUGCUGCUGAAACGGGCAAAAAACCAUCGAAGGAAAAGCGCGAAUUUCCUGAAGGCGAAAUCAUCCAUACGCGAACUUACGAUUUGCAUAUUACUUACGACAAAUAUUAUCAAACUCCAAGAUUGUGGUUAUACGGAUAUGACGAGAAACAAAAACAUCUGACUGUUGAGGAAAUGUACGAAGACGUCAGUCAGGAUCAUGCCAAAAAGACAGUCACGAUGGAGACUCAUCCACAUUUACCUGGGCCUCCCAUGGCUUCUGUUCAUCCUUGCAGACACGCCGAAGUAAUGAAAAAGAUAAUAGAAACGGUGAUGGAGGGAGGUGGCGAGCUCGGAGUCCACAUGUAUCUAAUAAUAUUUCUCAAAUUCGUACAAUCAGUUAUACCGACUAUAGAGUAUGAUUACACUCAAAAUUUCAUGUUGAGUACGUCCGGUUGAAGGAUGAUGAUGUGCUGAAGAAUCUUUGGUUCUUGUGACUUGAAAAAAAAAAAGUACUAAUUGUUAUCAGUUCGUGCGUACCAAUGUGCAUUUUUCACAGCGAUAAUCGUUUAUCUUUUGAAUUUUGAAGAAGUAAUUUAUUCGGUAAUUGAAUUGUUGAUCGAUGUUGCUCGUUUAUUCUGUGCUCGAAUGGAUAAUCGUUUCUUCGAAGAGUUUCUCAGAGUCUCGGAAUAUAAAAAAGCUAAAAAAAAAAAUAAUAAAAAUAAUAUAUUAAAAAUUCUCGUGAUGGUCGCCGAGUUUAUCAUUAUCAAUGGAAAUAAUUGUACAUUUGGUGAAGCUUGGGACAAAACGUAUUUAGAUGAGAUUAAAGUCGGUGGAGUUCGUAUCGACGUUGGCUUUAAACGAUAGAUAAGCACACUCAAUUCUUUUACGUCCCACAACUGUGCUUACACGCUAAAUGCUCAAAUUUGUCGCCUCUGAAUUAGAAAACAACAAACAAAAAACUCCAUAUUCUCGCUUAUUUCGAAAAAAAAAAACACAUCUGUACGAAUAUUAUUUUAAACUUUUAUACAUGUAAAAUAUUGAUCGUGCAAAAAACGGAAAAUACAAAUGAUGCAUCUCAUAAAA